This is a messenger RNA of Ilex paraguariensis (yerba mate), 3204 nucleotides long. The record is from the annotation of a GenBank genome assembly. NCBI's taxonomy places the organism in Eukaryota, Viridiplantae, Streptophyta, Magnoliopsida, Aquifoliales, Aquifoliaceae.
UUGAGAGACUGAAAGAAGUCAACAUAAGAAACCAAAUGUUAAUUGAAGAAUAUAUAAGUUCUAGUAUGAAAACUUUAGGUAUCAUGGGUGUGCACAAUAGUGCAUGUUUGGCAGUGAUUUGUGGGUCGUUUCGAAGCACAUGCCUUGAACCUAGGGCUGUCAAUGGGUCAUGUCUUGGUGAAAUUUGCUCAAUCCAUACUCGACCUAGUACAUAGCAUUUAUACUUUGUUUGUAUUUACUUGGGUUAGUGUCGUAUAUAAACCAUGUUCACGUCGUGUUUAGUUGGUUUGUGUCGACUCAUUUGCUUGGGUCUGGCUGGUCCACCCAUCUACCGUUUGAACUCAUAGGCUAAAUCCAAAUUUGAUGACUACGUGUCGGUUAAGAAUCGGAUUCGGGGAUCAUGUCUAAAAGUGUCUGGCUAAUUGAACCUAGGUUUGGCUUCUGUUAUAGAUGCACCUUCACAUGAAGAUCCUGUUCUCUUAAGGUUUUUCUUGAUUGCCUUGAAGCAUAAGGCAUCUGCUUUCAAAAUGCUGGCAUACUCUGCAUUGAGAUGUUCUGUAGGCUUAUUGGGCUCAAGAUGUAAAUACUGUCAUGUCUAAUAUGGCACAUCUUUUUGAUUUUCCAGCCACAUUCGGUAAGUGAUAUAUUGACAAGCAUUUAUAGUUGCUUGGCAUUGUGCUCCAUUGGUAGUAGUAUGCUUUAUUGCUCUUUUUCCAAUAAGCGUCCUAGUGUAGUUGUAAUGCAACAUUCCUUAUUCCUCCCACCAUCCAGCUAUAUAUUUGCCUACCUGCAUAUACCUAUAUUCAAAUCAUAAUACAGUCCAAGUCCUAGUUCAAUGAUUUGGGUGGACAUUGUGGAUCCAUUGGAAUGGCCAUCUGUUAAAAAGAUCUUCUACUUCCAUUCUCUUGUAGGUUAUACUGUGAGUUGCAGUAUUAGCUAUGAUCAUAUAGAGUUACAGUCCCUAGUGAAGAGUUAUAAGAGCAAGACUAAAGAACACUGUUAUUUUCUUGUCCAUCACAUUUGAUGCAGAUACCUUAAUUAUCAUUGAAGAUUUUUUGUUAAGUAGUCUUUGUACACUAGUGCUGUUGUGUACUCUUGUUGCUUCCAUUAUUGUGUGGUUGUUGGUACUUAGUGAGGAAGAAUAACUUUUGUGAUCUUGUGAGAAGUCGUGUUGCAGCUAUUCAAUUUUGUUCUACUCUAAAAUCCAUUUGUACAAAACCACAACUGGGUAAGCUCAGCUGGGGUUGAAGAUUAUAGUAAGAGGUACCUGAUCUGCUGGCCUGCCACAAACACAAAUCCUCAGCACGCAAUAUAAUCCAAAAGUACUCCAAAGACUCUACUAAAGUGCAUAAAGAAGGUCGUAAUACUCUUGUUGAGUUCCCCAACAACAUAGAGCUUGAGAAUCUCAGACCCUAGUAAUAAAGACAAUUAGAGAUACAAUUGGAUAUCAGUGAUUAAUUCAUGUUUCCCUCUGGCCACUUUGUCUAUAUUAUGUUCUCUAGACCUAUAGUCCAUGCUGAUUUUAUUUUAGAAAGCAAUUUAUAUCUGUUUCUGGGGAGGAUUAUUGAUUGUUGUCCUUGCAUAUUAUGUAGUUCUUUAUGCUGUGGCACUUGUGUAUGCAUUGGGCUUUUGUCCUCUUCGUCUUCUAACAAUUGCAACUGGAUUUAACUGUUGAAGGCAACAUUGAGCAUUAAUUGUAGGAGUGGAAUGUGUGAUGUCAAAUUGCGCAGAACUGGUUGUGAAUUUUGCGUAAGGACUAAGGGAAGAUCUCGGUUUGUGGAGACCGAUGGUUCCCUUUAGGUUGACUUUUGGGAGAAGAACAAUCUUGAACUAUGUGGCUGCAUAUGGUGCAAGUCAACAACGAGUGUUUGCAGUUCAAGUAUUCGAGUUGCAUAGGCUGAUAAAGGUCCAAAGAUUGAUUGCUGGAGCACCACAUCUUUUGCUUGAAGAGAAUGCUUAUCUGGGAAAACCUGUAAGGGGCUCUCCUGCCAAGAAAAUUCCACUGGAGUAUAUUCUUAAAGCUCCAGCAAAUACUGCCAAGCACAAAGAGGACUUUGAGAAGCCAAAUUAUAAGAUGGAAUGCUCCGCGGAAAAUGCUGUUGGGAAGACCUCUCUUUCUUCUGUGCAAAAUGGUAGUAAGCCUCCAAACCACAGAUCAUUUUUGGAAAACCCACCGCUGAACGAUACUACUGAUGCCAAGAGUCCUUGUUCUUUCCACCAACCACCUGGGCACCAAUGGUUGAUUCCUGUGAUGUCUCCUUCUGAAGGGCUUGUAUACAAGCCAUAUCCUGGUCCUGGAUUCAUGGGCCCCGGUUGCGGUGGUUGUGGUCCACCAGGAUCAACACCCAUAAUGGGUAACUUCUUGAGUCCUGCUUGUGGGCUUCCCACGUCUCAUCACCAUUAUCAAGGAAUGGGAAUUCCUCCUUUUGCGUCUACAGCUGGUCAUAGCUACCUCUAUCCAUAUGGCAUGCCAUUCAUGAAUCCAUCGCUAUCAGGCUCAAGUGUUGAAAAAAUGAACCACUUUACUGGGCCAGUAUUGCAUGGUCAGUUAUCAGGUGCGGGAGCCAACUUCAACUCGCAAAAUCAGAGCUCAUAUAAUUUGCCAAGCCAGAAGAAUGGAGCUUUUUCAAAUGUCGCAAAGUUACAUGCACAUAAAGAUAGCGAAUUACAAUUCAGUACAGCAAGUAGUCCAAGUGAGAAAGCACAAGGAAUGAGGAAAGGUCACACAAGUGAAGGAAGAAACGUGCUUCCUCUGUUUCCCGCGUCUCCAGCUGUUAACAUUCCAGAUGGACCCCCUCAACUUCACGAGUCUGCUCAGCCAGCCCAAGUAAUUAGAGUUGUGCCUCACAAUGCAAGAUCUGCGAAUGAAUCUGCUGCUCGGAUUUUCCAAUCUAUUCAAGAAGAGAGAAAACACUUAGACUCCAUUUAGUUCCUGUCCUGCGGGACAAUUGCUGGCUUGUAAAUGACAAUGACCUCAUCCAGAGUGGUGGUGCUUGGUCAUUUUGUGUGUUACUUUUUGACUGUAGCGUCUUGUUUACUAGUUUUGAUCUGAUUAUGGGUGCCAACAUAUGUAGAUAUAUACUUGAAUGCUAUUAUAAGAUUAUUUCAGGUGUAUUCAUGUUGUACUUUCUGGUCUGGUCCUUUUUGAAAAUGUAAUUCAUAGGUAAUAACUUAUUUACCUAGCAACUAAUCUUUCAAAAAAAU